This is a messenger RNA of Chlorocebus sabaeus (green monkey), 737 nucleotides long. The record is from RefSeq and is a predicted model, not a curated record. Lineage: Eukaryota; Metazoa; Chordata; Mammalia; Primates; Cercopithecidae.
AUGUACAAUACCAAAGAUCACUACAGCAAAGGCCACUCAGUAUGUGGUCAAAACUAUGUUGAACAGGAUUACAAUGACUAUCAUCACCCACUUCAUCCAUCUCUGAAUAUUCCUUAUGGCAUACGGAAUUUGCCACCUCCUCUUUACUAUCCCCCAGUGAAUACAGUCCCCAGUUACCCUGGGAAUACUUACACUGACACCCGGUUACCUCUGUAUCCCUGGAUUCUAACUGCUCCUGGAUUCCGCUAUUUCUAUCACAUCCCUGGUUUUCCCUUAGCUACUCGGUUGAAUGUUCCUCCGCUCCCUCCUAGGGAUUUCCCCUUUGUCCCUCCUUCAAGGAUUUUUUCAGCAGCUGCAGCACCCGCUGCCCCACCUAUUGCAGCUGAGCCUGCUGCAGCUGCACCUCCUACAGCCACACCUGUAGCAGCUGAUCCUGCUGCAGAGGCCCCUGUUGCAGCUAAGCUUGCUGCAGAGGCACUUAUUGGAACUGAGCCCGCUGCAGAGGCACCUAUUGGAGCUGAGCCCGCUGCAGAGGCACCUGUUGGAGCCGAGCCCGCUGCAGAGGCGCCUGUUGGAGCUGAGCCUGCUGCAGAUUCACCUUCACCAGCUAAGCCUGCUACAGCCAAGCCUGCUGCCCCAGAACCUCACCCUUCUCCCUCUCUUCACCAGGUAGGUUGCUUAUAUCUUACCACUAUAAAGUAUGAGAAAUGAGAUUUGUAGAACGGAAAAAAAAAAAA